Nyctereutes procyonoides (raccoon dog) is the source of this 2414-nucleotide messenger RNA. It is a transcript of the gene TARS2, whose product is annotated as threonyl-tRNA synthetase 2, mitochondrial. The transcript is spliced from 18 exons. NCBI's taxonomy places the organism in Eukaryota, Metazoa, Chordata, Mammalia, Carnivora, Canidae. Bases 42 to 2198 code for a protein of 718 amino acids. Gene Ontology annotation, cellular component: mitochondrion; cytoplasm. The record is from RefSeq and is a predicted model, not a curated record. Gene Ontology annotation, molecular function: ATP binding; threonine-tRNA ligase activity. Gene Ontology annotation, biological process: threonyl-tRNA aminoacylation.
CGACGAUUUGUUUAAGGAUGUAGGCACCGAUCUGAAGGAACAUGGGGUUGUAUCGCAGGUGGCGGCAGCUCCGGCUCCCGGUCUUGCAGAUCUGCGGGCUACACACGGCACCGGUGCCGAACCCUCCACACUGGUUGGCAGAGCGGCUUGGCCUUUUUGAGGAGCUAUGGACUGCCCAGGUGAAGAGGUUAGCGAGCAGGACACAGAAAGAACGGCAGACAAUUAAGAUAACCCUCCCUGGAGGCCAAAAGGUGGACGCUGUGGCAUGGAACACGACUCCUUACCAACUAGCCCAGCAGAUGAGUUCAACAGUGGCAGAUACUGCAGUGGCUGCUCAAGUGAAUGGAGAGCUUUAUGAUCUGGAGCGACCCUUGGAGACAGAUUCUGACCUCAAAUUUCUGACAUUUAGUUCUGCAGAGGGCAAAGCAGUGUUCUGGCACUCCAGCACCCACGUCCUUGGGGCAGCAGCUGAACAACUCCUUGGUGCUGUCCUCUGCCGAGGUCCAAGUACAGAAUGUGGCUUCUACCAUGAUUUCUUCCUGGGAAAGGAGCGGACAGUCCGGGGCUCAGAGCUGCCUGCUCUGGAGCAGAUUUGCCAAGAACUUGUAGCUGCUGCUCAACCCUUCCGGAGGUUAGAGGUGUCCCAGGAUCAGCUUCGCCAGCUAUUCAAGGAUAACCCCUUUAAGCUUCGCCUGAUUGAAGAGAAAGUGACAGGUCCCACAGCAACAGUAUAUGGGUGUGGCAUGCUGGUUGAUCUUUGCCGGGGCCCCCACCUUCGGCAUACUGGACAGAUUGGAGGACUGAAGCUGCUAACGAACUCCUCAUCCCUGUGGAGGUCUUCGGGUACCCCAGAGACACUGCAACGGGUGUCAGGGAUCUCCUUUCCCACAGUAGAGGAGCUGAGGGCCUGGGAAGAAUGGAAGGGGGAAGCGGAGUUACGGGACCACCGGCGCAUUGGGAAGGCACAGGAGCUCUUCUUCUUUCAUGAACUGAGCCCCGGGAGCUGCUUCUUCCUGCCUCGAGGGACAAGGGUGUAUAAUGCACUGGUGGCUUUUAUCAGGGCCGAGUACACCCGCCGUGGUUUCUCAGAAGUGAAAACCCCCACACUGUUUUCGGCGAAACUCUGGGAACUGUCAGGACACUGGGAACAUUAUCAGGAAGAUAUGUUUGUCCUGCAGCCCCCAGGCUCUGACAGGCUUGCCAGCUCCCUGAGUGUCUGCUCUACCAGCCAUUCCACAGACACGCUUGCCCUCAAGCCCAUGAACUGCCCUGCACAUUGCCUGAUGUUCGCUCACCGGCCCAGAUCCUGGCGAGAGCUGCCUCUGCGACUGGCAGACUUUGGGGUCCUGCACCGGGCUGAGGCCUCUGGUAGUCUGGGGGGACUGACCCGGCUGCGGUGCUUCCAGCAGGAUGAUGCUCACAUCUUCUGUGCACCAGAUCAGCUUGAAGAAGAGAUCCAAGGCUGUCUUGAUUUCCUGCGUUCUGUCUAUGCUGUCCUUGGCUUCUCCUUCCGCCUGGCACUAUCCACCCGGCCGUCUGGCUUCCUGGGAGAGUCUUGCCUUUGGGACCAGGCUGAGCAGGUCCUUCAACGGGCCCUGGAAGAAUUUGGAGAACCCUGGGACCUCAAACCUGGAGAUGGUGCAUUUUAUGGGCCUAAGAUUGAUGUGCACCUCCAUGAUGCCCUGGGCCGGCCUCAUCAGUGUGGCACAAUCCAGCUUGACUUCCAGCUGCCUCUGAGAUUUGACCUCCAGUACAAGGGGCAGGCGGGAGUCCCCGAGCGUCCAGUCCUCAUUCACCGAGCAGUGCUAGGUUCUGUGGAAAGGAUGUUGGGAGUGCUGGCGGAAAGCUAUGGGGGAAAAUGGCCAUUGUGGCUGUCGCCGUUCCAGGUAGUGGUCAUCCCCGUGGGAGCUGAGCAAGAAGAAUAUGCCAGGGAGGCACAGCAGAGGCUACAGGCUGCAGGACUGGUUUGUGACCUGGAUGCCGACUCAGGACUGACCCUCAGCCGGCGAGUCCGCCGGGCUCAGCUCGCCCACUACAACUUUCAGUUCGUGGUUGGCCAGAAAGAGCAGAGUAAGAAAACAGUGAACAUUCGGACUCGAGAUAACCGCCAGCUCGGGGAGCGGGACUUGACUGAGGCUGUGCAACGGCUGCUGGAGCUCCAGAACACCAGGGUCUCAGAUGCUGAGGAAGUGUUCUGAGCUUUUGUAUAUGGAUGUGGCAGGAGCCGCCCACCUCCCUCCAUGCAGGAGAGCCUGACCUCACUGCCAGAAUCUAGAGGCACCCCCCCCAACCCCCUCAGAAUCAUGUGGAGGCAUGAGUUUGCUCUCCUGGAAAGUCAUUUGAUGUGGGGAAUGCUGUAGCUGUUUGGAUGUGGGGAGAGUGAAAGUAUAAAGAAUAAACUUGAAGCUCCCAGG